Molecule: messenger RNA, 1118 nt
Organism: Aaosphaeria arxii CBS 175.79
Lineage: Eukaryota; Fungi; Ascomycota; Dothideomycetes; Pleosporales
Product: DnaJ-domain-containing protein
Exons: 2
Coding region: 48-1118 (356 amino acids)
Cellular component (GO): cytoplasm; nucleus
Molecular function (GO): heat shock protein binding
Source: RefSeq, a predicted model, not a curated record
GUCACAAGUUCGCAAACAACUCAAACUCUCACAACACUACAUUCAUCAUGGUCGCGCGGAAGAACAAGGACGAGUACGAUGAUGAUCUUGACGACGAGGAAGUGGAGGAUGGGCUCGGUGAUGCCCCGCCAUCUGUCGAUCCUUACGAGGUCCUCCAACUUGAAAAAGAAGCCACCGCAGACGACGUGAAGAAAGCCUAUCGCAAACUUGCUCUCAAGCACCAUCCCGAUAAGGCUCCAGAGUCUGAGAAGACCGCUGCAAACAAGAAAUUCCAAGAAAUCGCAUUCGCAUACGCCGUCCUGUCUGAUGAGCGCCGUCGCAAACGCUACGAUCUCACCGGAAGCACCGCCGAGUCGCUCGAAGAUGACGAAGACUUCGAUUGGCUCUCCUUUUACCGGGAGCAAUUUGACGAUGUGGUCAGCCAGCAAAACAUUCAGAGGAUCUCGGACGAAUACAAAGGAAGUGCACAGGAGCGGGAGGAUAUUCUGAACGCGUACUGCAAAUUCAAGGGAAAUCUGGACUCCAUCUACGACGUUGUCAUGCUAUCAGACAUACUAGAAGACGACGACCGGUUCCGAGGCAUUAUCGACGAAGAAAUUGAGAAAGGCACGAUUGAGUCGUUCCCAAGAUACGCGAAACUGACGGACAGUGAUCGUGCAAAAGCAAAGACAAAAGAGAGGAAGAGGCGUGAAGAUUUUGAUGUGCAGCACGGCAAGGAUGCGGCAGACAAAGCGAAGGCGAAGCAGAGGAGCAAGAAGAAUAACACAAGCGAUCUCGGCGACCUGGCAGCGUUGAUCCAGCAAAGGCAGAAGUCUCGAGCAGGCAAUUUCUUCGACAAUCUAGAAGCCAAGUACGCACCGAAGUCCAGGUCUAAGAAACGCGCGACCCCUAUGGACGAGGACGAACCAUCUGAAGAAGCCUUCCAAGCCGCGCAGGCACGGUUGAAGAAGCCAAAGAGCAAGGCUGGAGGUAAACCAAGCCGACGGAAGGUGGUUGAUGAGGACGAAGAGGAUGAUCUUGAGGAGGAAGACCUCGAGGAACCCGAAUUGUCAGAGCGGUCCGAUAGUCCCCCGAGGAAGAAGAAGCGGACACUGAGACGGGGCAAAGCCCACUCAUGA